CUGCGGUCACACUACUUCUCCAAUCGGCGCUAUCGCGCGUCGCGGCGCAAUAAAAUUUGGAAAAUUUGUGUUAAUUGUGUUACAACGCCCAUUAUAAAACAAAAUAACUAUUGUAAAUACGUCGCGCGAGCUGCAUCACCAAAUGCCACUGGAAGGGGGGCCGUAGGAGUCGUGAGGCAGAACAUGAUUGUUAGGAAAUUUCGUUUUUGUUGCCUUUUGCUCUAUGGUUGUGUCUGCCUUGGUGUGUGCGUGUGUGGGUGCGUGCGAGUAGUCAAACAAAAGUAUUAAGCAAAAGUUACAUUUUGCAAAACGCUCAUUUCGGUUCGUUUCGAAAGGCAAAUCGCCCCGCUCCUGCGCCAGAGCUCGGACAAAUAGCAACCUACGCAAAAUGAAAAUCAGAAACAAAAAGAAAAACAGUGCAAGAAAAGGCGAUGCUGCAGCAAACAAUUGAAUUAACCAUUGAUGGAAAAUCCGUGAAAAUAUGUAGCUAUACUGCAAUAUUUUUGCAUGAAUUGACUAAACCACAACCAAACAGUUCUAACAACAAGUGUGCCAAAAUCAAAACGAAAAUAGUAAACGACAAAUAGAACAACCGAUUGCUAAAAUCCCAAUAGGAGAGGAGCGCUCCCCUUUUUCCCCAUCCCGUCUACUGUGGCUGCUGUUGUUUUUGGUUUUUAUUUUUAAUUUUUGGAAGUUUGUGCAGCAGCAGCUCUGAAUGUCUUUAUGCUUUAAUCAUGGUGUAUUUUGCCACCAACAACAACAACACCAACACAAUACGCUGCUAUAUUAAAAUCUUUCUGAUUACGAACCAUGACAGAAGGACAUGAAAGCGAAUUCUUAGUUACAGUACGCGCACAGGUAAUGACCAGAGACGAGAGCACCGAGGGCUGGCUACCGCUGGCCGGGGGUGGUCUGGCCAAUGUUUCCAUACGGAAGCGGGCUAGACUAUCCCCACUGGCAUCGGGUCAUGACUACAUCAUCUAUGGGCAGAGGAUCUCCGAUCAAAGUGUCAUCUUGAGCUGUGUCAUCAAUCGUGAUCUAAAGUAUUACAAAGUAAUGCCAACAUUUCAUCAUUGGCGCGCCGGCAAGCAGCGCAACGGCCUCACAUUUCAAACGGCCGCCGAUGCGCGGGCCUUUGACAAGGGCGUGCUGCGCGCCUAUAAUGAACUAAUUGAUGGACUGGCCAAAUCGAAUCCGACUAUUAUAUGCCCACCAUUGACAAAAUAUGAUUCGGUUGGUGAAGAUGAUGUAUUCAUGACCCUGGACUUACCUGUGGAGAGCGAGAGUUUACAAAAGAUACAUUCAAGCCCCGAGGGCAGCGAGAAAAGUCACAAGAGCAAGGACAGCUACAGCAACAAUUCCGAUUCGGAGAAGCUGCCAGCAGCACCAAUCCACUACAUAUCCACGGACAAGACAUCAACCACAACCACGACCCAAGAUGGACCACCAUCGUCUACUGCACCGGCACCGGGCGCCGCCCAGAUUGCGGCCAGCGAGAAUUACUCGUAUGUGACGCUGACCGCGGUCCACCACGACUACAACUAUCCGGUGGUGGACCAGCCAGUGGGGGCGCAGGUGCUUAACGCUCGCCGCGAGUCGAUCAGUGCACUGAAGAAGCGCAACGCACUGGAGGCGGCCCAGGCGAUGGCAGCUGCCCAAACGGUGGGCACGGCCGGGGGCGGGAAGGCGCUACAGAAGCAAAACGUAUCGGACAUACUCAAGAAGGAGACGCGCCUGCGGUGUCGCUACUGUCACGAGCUAUACAGCGAGGAGUUCAACCGGCGCGGGGCCUGCGAAUACGCCCCGGACACCUUUCGCACCGGCUACGAGUGCAUCUCGGGCAUGGGCUGUGCCAGGUGCAUGAUCUACCACUGCAUGAGCGAUGCCGAGGGCGAGACGGCCCAGCAUCCGUGCGAGUGCAGCGUGACGGAGGCCGGUUGUACCAAGCGCUGGCUGGGCCUGGCGGUGCUCUCUCUGUUCGUGCCCUGCCUCUGGUGUUAUCCGCCGCUGCGGGCCUGCCACUGGAUGGGCAUUCAGUGCGGCCUCUGUGGCGCCCAGCACAAACCGCAUGUCUGACAUUUGGAGGCCAGAUUGCAGGGACAAUACGAUGACGACCCCAGGCCCAGAAGCGAACUCCAGCAGCACAAAAACCAGCAGCCGAACCACCAAAACCAAAGCAAAAACCAGCUAAACCAGCAGCACCACCACCGCUGCCAGGCGGACGAGCAGGCCAGAGAUACAAAAAGUCAGACGCUGUGGCGCCCCAAGCCGCGCCAGUCGCCCCAGCCCCAGUCGCAGCCCCAAUCGCAGCGGCACUUUUACAACUGGGAACUGUCGCAGAGCCUGGGCGCACCACAGCAUCAGCAACAGCAGCCGGCGUAUCUGAUGCAGCCGCGUACCAGCAAGGCGGCCCAAAACGACUACGGCCGCCUGCUGUUCUAAGAAGAAGUGAAGAAGUGUAUCGCUUUUUGUGCGAUUUUGGGAGUUGCGUAUCCAAUCUGGCGAAUCCCUGUAAACUGUACUCCAUAUGAUUUGCCAUAUUUUAUUGUACAUACAAUAGCAAGCAAGCGAAUUUACGCAUGUGUUUUAUAUCAUACGAGUAUACAUACAUAUAUAUAAUUAUUUUAUAAUUGUAAUUGUAAUUUAUUAUUAGUGUUUAUCUCUCUCGCUUAAUUAUACUUUUGUAAAAACGGGCUCUUCUUUUAAUUCGUAAUUUUAUCAUUUACCACAUACACACAUACAGAUAUUGUAUACCGUAUACCGUAUACCGUAUCGUGUUGUUUUUCUACCAUACCAAUACACAAAUAUACUUUAAGUUUGUUAAUUUUAGUUUUAGUUGAUUAGGGAUUACAGGAAACUCACAAUUGUGCACAAUUCGAGAACUUGGAGAACAGUAUUAAUGCCGAGGCAGCGGCAAAAACAAGGACUUACAUAUAUUUUGAUUGGUGAAUGAGACUUUCACAAUGUCCAUCGCUCAAAUUGCACGAUAAGCAUGAAAAAUUCAACCUGAUGCGUCUUGACACGACAUGACAUGCAACACAAAAAAAAAAGAAACACACAACCCCAAACCCUUUCGCAUAGACUCCCCCUUUCCAACGGCUAAGAGAGAGAACUACAAAUUGUUUUUGACUCUGUUAAAAGAACCAACGCUCAAUGCUCAACCCUCGUGUCCCCUGGCUGCUCGACUAAAUCUUCACUUAAUCAAGAUUUACUUUUUAUACAAAACAAAACAAAAAGCAUUAAAUCAAUUAUUUACCUUCGAAAAAGAAUGAUUUUGACUCUUUCUAGGGCUCAUGAAGAUUCAAAAUAUUUCUUUUGCCAAAAACAAAAAAUUAUAAUUUCCAACAAAAUGUUAUGUUGAAAACAAAACCAAAACAACAGCAAAAAAAAAAGCAAAUCAAUGAAAAAAUGGGUAUGGGAAUACGAGAACAGCAGCAUUGAACUAUGUGAAAUCUUUUGAAAUCUAAAAUCUUAAUAGUUUGUAGAACGAAAAACAAUUUGUAAUUUUUAAGGAAACGCUGGAAGCUUUUGAGCCGUUUAUAAAAUGGCCAAAAGUAACGGCAUUUUGUGGAAAGGCUGGACCCACGAAAGGGGGGGACAGAACACGGACACACACGCAAACAUCAUAAACCAUAAACAAUUGUAAGUGUUUUGAAACAAACAAAAAAUUGAGGGGAAACUCUAUAUGCAGCUAUAUAUGUAUAUGUAUAAUAUAAUAAAAAAGGAAAA
Drosophila obscura is the source of this 3729-nucleotide messenger RNA. It is a transcript of the gene Spred, whose product is annotated as sprouty-related, EVH1 domain-containing protein 2. Gene Ontology annotation, molecular function: protein kinase binding. Gene Ontology annotation, cellular component: membrane. The record is from RefSeq and is a predicted model, not a curated record. Gene Ontology annotation, biological process: multicellular organism development; negative regulation of MAPK cascade. Lineage: Eukaryota; Metazoa; Arthropoda; Insecta; Diptera; Drosophilidae. The transcript is spliced from 6 exons.